GCCAGGGGCGGCCCCGCGGGGCCCCGCCAGCAGCGGGAUCCGGUCACUGCGGGGCCGAGCUCUGGGGCCGAGCUGUGGGGCCGGGUGCUGCCAGGAGACGUGGGAUGGAGGAGGGCAAGGCCGGGCAGAGCCCCCGUUCCCCACAGCGCCUUCCAGGUGAGCAGCUGGACAAGGACGAGGACAGGGACGAGGAGGAGGAGGAGGAUGAAGAUGAGGACGUGACUGCGGCAGGGGACAAGGAGCACAUCACCGCACUGCUGGCAGAUGUGGCCCGGCUGCACCGACGCACUGAGCGGCUGCAGCGCUGCCCCAGCAGGUACCGGCACCGGCAGCUGCAGGAGUGGCACCGCACGGACCCCCACAGCACUCAGCCUCUGCUCCACAGGGAGGAGGAGGAGCACUCGGGGGUCACCAGCAGCCCCUGCACGGAUGGGCAGCAGCCUCGGGGGCUCGAUGGCGCCGGCACGGAAGCCCACCGCCCCGACCUCUUUGCCGACCUGCAGCACGCCGUCAGCUCGCUGGAACGCGCCGUCAUCUCCCGGCAUCGGUGCACGGCGGCACCGCCGGCAGAGUGGGCGCAGAGCCUGGAGGAGCUGCAGCGCGUGGCGGGGGCACGCCAGGGCCCGGAGCGGGGUGAGGAGCUGCUGGAGGCGGCGGCGAGGAACGCGGCGCUGCAGGCGGCACUGGGGCACCGCGACGAGGAGCUGAGCCACAGCACGGCCGCACUGCAGGCGUUGCAGGGGGAGCGCGAGCGGCUGCAGGGGAAGGUGUGGGAGCUGCAGGAGGCUCUGGACAGGCUGGAGGGGACGGGUGGCGCCGGGGGUGACACCACGGGGCUCAGCAGCGCCCCAGGGCCAGGGGACCCCCAGGACCUGCCUGGCUGCCUCCCGAGCUGCGAUGAUGCUCGGCCCCACAGCACCCAGCCCCAUGGCCCCCUCUCCCCCCCGGCCUUGGCGAGUGCCAGCCAGGAGCUGGAGGAGAGGAUGCAACAGCUGCAGAGGCACAUGGAGAGGCUGAAGGAGGUGAACCAGCAGCUGUCGGCCGCCCUGCACGACUGCAAGAGCGAUUCGGAGCGGCUCAGCAUGGUGCUGGGGCAGCACGAGUCCCGCAGCAGCGCGCUGCGCCUGGCACUGCACUGCAGUGAGCGCUGCGUGGAUGCCUACGCUGCGCUGCUGGAACGGACGUGGGCAAAACUGGGCAGGGACGGGCACGGCCCCGGUGCUGGAGCUACAGGGGAACAGAGCGCACAGCACGGCUGUGGGUCCAGCCCCACACAGGGGCUGCAGCUCCCGGGCCAAGCAGAGCCAGACGGGCAGGAGGAGAGCGGGGUCAGGUCCUGCCCCGGGCUGUACAGCACCCACGGGUCGGAGGAGGGGGCCCUGCGCGAGGCCAUCCGCCAGCUGCGUGCGGAGCAGGCGGCCGUGCAGGUGUCCCUGCGCCACGUCCCCACGUCCACCCGUGCCCCGUCCCACGGUGGCGAGGAUGCCCGCGCCCGUGCUGAGCGCGUUCUGCGGGAUGCUCGUGCCCUCCUACCCGGCUGGAGGCGGCCGGAGAGAGCGGAGCUGCUGCGGGAGGUGGCGGAGCUGAAGGAGGCCAUGGCCGAGCUGAGGACGCGGCUGCAGCUGGCGGAGAGGGAGAAGCGGGGCCUGGAGCUGUUGGCGGCUGCGCAGGGCCCGCGGGAGGCAGCGCUGCGCCUGGUGCUGCAGCACAUGGAGCGCGAGCGGGGGGCUCGCAGCCCCCCCAGCAGCUCCAGCAGCAGCGAGGAGGAUGCCCCAAACCCCCCGAUGGGAGCAGCAGCACCGCAGCGCCCUGCGGACCCGGAGAGGACGGCGCAGGAGCUGUGCUGCGCGGUGACACGCAUCGAGCGGCUGCACGCCCGAGCACAGGCCCUGGUGCUGUCCCUGGAGCAGAGCAGCGCCGUCAGCCGCGCACAGCAGGAGCAGUGCGUCACCGUCACCGGGCAGUUCUUCCACGCUCACAGCGCUCUGGCCCUGGCGUACCGCGAUGCCCGGCGCAAGCAGGCGGCACAGCUGCAGCACCUGGAGGCGCAGGCGGGGGCCAUGCAGCAGCAGCAGGCGCAGCGCGUGCAGGCACUGGCACGACGGCUGCAGGCCCUGGAGCAGCGCGCGGCCGGCGGCGAGACCUGCAUUUAGGGACACAGGCUGCGCCCGCGGGGACAAUAAAGUGCUGAUGCUCGUG
Molecule: messenger RNA, 2199 nt
Organism: Numida meleagris (helmeted guineafowl)
Lineage: Eukaryota; Metazoa; Chordata; Aves; Galliformes; Numididae
Gene: USHBP1
Product: USH1 protein network component harmonin binding protein 1
Exons: 14
Coding region: 105-2153 (682 amino acids)
Source: RefSeq, a predicted model, not a curated record